AUGCAGGCGACAGGAAAGAGGCUUAUCCAAUACGUUGGCAACGUUGCCUUGGCGGAUAUUCAAAACGCUACGCAUCGAGAAGCUGUGUCUACUUUCUGCGCAAAGAUUGAGCAAGAGAAUCCGAGGGUGAAGAAAGCCGAAAUUAAGGGCUCGCAACCUCAUAAAUCGCAUGAUGACCCGGAGGACAAACUGAAUGUUAUCAGCGUCAGGUUCAAAGACGAUGUCGAUAUCGGACUCGGCACAGCUCAUGUUCAUGAAGAUGGAACUGGGAAGGUGAGGUGGAAUAAAUGGAAGAAGUGA
Messenger RNA from Aspergillus luchuensis, 300 nucleotides. RefSeq lists its product as uncharacterized. The coding region runs from base 1 to 300 and encodes 99 amino acids. The record is from RefSeq and is a predicted model, not a curated record. The transcript has 2 exons. Lineage: Eukaryota; Fungi; Ascomycota; Eurotiomycetes; Eurotiales; Aspergillaceae.